Triticum aestivum (bread wheat) is the source of this 3252-nucleotide messenger RNA. RefSeq lists its product as uncharacterized. Lineage: Eukaryota; Viridiplantae; Streptophyta; Magnoliopsida; Poales; Poaceae. The coding region runs from base 2071 to 3108 and encodes 345 amino acids. The transcript has 11 exons. The record is from RefSeq and is a predicted model, not a curated record.
ACAAGGUUCUGGGUUAGUAAGAUGUGCCCCAUGCGUUCAGUACAUUUUCCACGAUGCAUGUCAUGUGAUGAUGGUUAUCUAACACAAGUUAAACACUUGGUUGGAACAUUUCAAGUCGAGGAGGCGUUCAGGAUUUAGGUGUGACGGCCGCUAAUAACCAUAGAGAUAUCAUUAGCCUGUUCAGGUAUUAUGCGUGAGGCCCGCUGCUGUGCAUCAACUUUGCGCCGCGCAUCCUGGUUCUCUUUUCAGAGUCAUGUCUCUUAUUGGAAUUUACUACGCCGUCACCUCACCCACAGUUGUCUCCAUCUAUCCCUGCCCCGGACAUUCAUCUCUCCAACCCCCGCUGUUCUUCCCCUGCUUUUGGUCUGAAGGAGCCAGCCGGAGCACCGACUCCCUCAUCCCCGGGCGUCCAGGCGACGCCGAGGUUGAUUCUUGGCCGGCGGCGUGUGGCCUACGGCGGAAGAGUUCUCCCGAAAGGCAGAAGUUUUUUGCCGUGAGGCAGUUAGAGAAGUGAGGAUGACAGAUUUAUUUAGCGGGAUACAAGCUGCUAUGGUGAUUAAUCGUGUAGAAAAUAGUGACCAAUCCCCAGAAGAUUGGGUUAGCGACGAGGAUGGUUCAGGUGGUUCCACUGGAUUACCAGGGACACCAUGUUUUACUUCCAGGCUUUCAUUGCUCAAAGUUGGUUCAGUUGUUGCCAAGUUCAGUGAUCUCAAGCGGCAGCUAGUUAUGGAGACUGGUUUUGGGGGGUUUCUAGAGGUGAAGGCAUGGCAGAAGAUUAAUCUGAAGUAUAGCGCUUUUUUAAUGGACCGAGUGCAUGUAGAAUCCAGCACAAUCAACCUUGAGGAACAGGGCGUGCUUGAACUGUCCGAACAGAAUCUUAAUUAUGUUUUUGGCACCCCCUCCGGUGAAUCCGAUAUAAACGGCGAAGGUGUCAAGCCAUCAGAAGCCUACAUCGAGUACACCCGAAUGGCAGCAUCAUUCAGCGACAAAGGCACACAUAGCCUAAAAGCAGCUGAAAAUGUUUUGCUUGGAGCUUUAUCAGAAACGUCCUCCCAAAUACAGCAGGACUGUUUCAAGAUUGCAUUUGUUAUUUUUAUAAUCGGUCAUGUGCUGGCUCCCACCUCCAAACAUGAUUAUAUAUCCAUAGACUUCUGGGCUGCACUGAAUGACAUUAGCAAGAUCAAGAGUUGGAACUGGGGAGGGUAUGUACUGAAAAACUUGUUUCAAGCCGUCAGAAAGUUCAAGACAGAUGUUUCAAAGAGAAACUCAACCAUCCACAUAGUUGGUUGUCACUUGUUUCUGCAGGUUUUUGUUCUCGAUUGUCUCGACCUUGGUAUACUAAACAAGCCACGAGAAAUAACCCCACGCAUAGGUUUGUAUGAUUAUGAUUCAAUGAGGAAGAUGGUUGAGAAGAUUGAAGUGAACAUAUCUCCUGGGGUGAUUUCCUACCACGGGGGAGCGGUUCGGCUCGAGCUCUCUGUUAGCCAGCUGAUUGAACUCCAGGCGAAAGAUACAUGCUCCCUAAAUCCCCCCAAACAAGCAACAGCCCCUAAAAGAGCAAGCAUACCAUCCACGCCAAUGAUACGGUGUAAUUACACAAGGACUGGCCCACAAGAUUUUUCAAAUUACAUCCGCACAAAAUACCCGAGCAUAUCAGCAGAGAAGCUGGGUAUUCUUCUUCGCGAGCAGAAUGCACGUGGUCUCGCUAAUAUAACAGAAAUGUGCCAAGCAUUCCAGACAAACAUGUUCACUUUCACAGACAAGCUUAUGGCCUGUCUAGCAGAAAGUUGUACCUGCUGCAAGGCAUUCGGCCGCAAAUCUUGCAUUUUGAAUGGUGAAGGCAUAACCAACUGUCAACCACAUCCUACAACAUCAACAGUCCAGAACCAAUUCAACACUCCUUUAGUAAGCAAGGUUGGGCCACGCUUGCCUGCACCAGGCCACCAUGAAGGAGCCAUGUCAGCUACCAGCACAGCAUCUAGAAAAAGGGAAGGAAGUAUAUCAUCUAGCGUGCACUCUGGGUUAGCAAAGAAGCAAUGAUCACGCGAUGAGAUUGACAAGCAAAGCCAGAUGUCCAUAGCACAGGAUUCAUCGGUUAUGGAGAUUGCUAGCAUGAUUGCCAGUAUGUACGAUGAUCUAACGGCCAUUCUUGUAACAUAUUAUGCUGAGAUCCGGCCAUCUCCUGAGUGCGUCUUGUUUGGAUCAACUACUGAAGGCGCACCUUUGAAGAUCGACCUUCCUAAAUGCAAUUUCGGCAGAGACCCAUGGGUUGUUGGUACAGUAACCGCACCACCACCCGAGAACGCUCUCAGAGCUAUAAGAGACUGGAUGGCAGCAGCUUCUACCUUAAAUCUUCAGAGGCCAUGGGUUGUACACCCCAAACCUCGUUUCAUCUCAGUGGAUGGCUUAGAUAUUCAGCAACAGCUUGUGGCACACAAGAAAAUGUCCCAUGAAAUUUGUACUUCCAUCUUCCGCAGACUUGCCCAACUUGACAUGAGCUUCUCAAAAGACACCCCUGGUAUGAUGUGGAGGAAAUACAUCGAGCCUAAUUUUGCGACAACUGUUCUGUCCAAUGCCGACCCACUGAUUGUGCACUCCAUUAGGGCUAGCUUGCGGGAGGGAACCGCCUCUUGCAACCCAGCAUCAUGCCGCAUGUGGUUUAUUCCAGCUAUUCUCCCAGAUGGCUGGGUGGUUUAUGCAUUUGACAUGUUGCGCAAGCGAAUCGUCGUUUAUGACCCUGCUGUCGGCCCAUUCGGAUACAGUAAUCGCCGAGUCAGCAUCCAUGAAUUUGUGAGCAACAAACUUCAUGUUGCUCUGUUCAACUGCCUCUAUAGUUUUUUCAGUUCAUGGCAUUGUGAAUCAACUCACUGGACACGUACAUUUCCAAUCAUAAUGAGAGAACAAUUUCACAAGGACGAAGCCGGAUUAUGUGCCACUUUUUUUGCAAGGAACUAUGACGGUGACAAGUUGCAAAUCCCACUCACCAAAGAAACACUCGUAUCGCACAGCAACCUCAUGCUGUACGAGCUGAUGAGGACGCAAGGAAAUCAAACAAAAGCUGCUAGCGACUCGCUCGAAGCAAUUAAAGGGUCAUUUGUCGUUCUGUAGGCAAACAUUGUUGUUUUAAGGAAGAGGUCGCCAUUUGUGGGACAGCUUGACUAGAUAUGGUAUUUGUGUGCCUAGCAUCUCCCCAUUUUAAUCCCAUGUUGUAAUGAAUCUUAUCAGAGCUAAAUGCAAACAAGUUAUGUCAAA